UACAUGCCCCAUACCCGGCUGCAUUUGUCUCAGGUUUUGCCACAGAGGAUAGGAACCAGUCUGUAAUAGCGUAUUAAACAGCGUGCAAAUAGAUAUAGUACCCAGGCAGAUAUUACAUGCGUAUUAUCUCGUCUCGUUUGCGUGCGUGCACAUCCAGGGCCCGAUUUCCCAGUGUUAAUAAAAAAAGGCACUGCCAAAUAUAACCGUUUUGGAAGAUGGGUCUGAAAAAGUAUUUGAUUGCAGUAAUUGCUGGGUAUUUUGGAUUCCUCCUCAUCGACAGGUUUGAUCCAGCAAGUAUAAAUGGCAAGCGUGUGGUCAUCACCGGUGCUAGUACGGGUAUAGGAGAGCAGAUAGCUUACCAGUACGCCAGGCUUGGAGCAAGGGUUCUCAUUACAGCACGCAGAGAAGCAGUGUUACAACAGGUGGUUGCCAGGUGCAAAGAGCUGGGAGCCCAGGAGGCCUUCUACCUUGCACUAGACAUGGGCAGAGAGAAUGACACCAGGAGGCUGAUUGACGAGGCCAAGGUGAGGUUUGGUGGCCUGGACCAUCUCAUCCUGAACCACAUCACCAACAACUACAUGGCACUGUGGACUGGUGACUUGAAGAAACUGAGAAAGACCAUGGACAUCAACUUUCACGCCUAUGUGAGCCUAGCCACAUUUGCCACACCAAUGUUGGCUGAGAGCAAGGGGAGCAUUGGAGUGGUGUCGUCUGUUGCAGGAAAGGCAGGAGUACCUUUUGUAGCCGAUUAUAGUGCAUCAAAGUUCGCCCUCCAUGGCUUUUUUGACUCGCUUCGCCAGGAAUUUCAGAUGCAGAACAUCGGCAUCUCGGUGACCAUGUUUGUUAUUGGUGCCAUUGAUACGCCCAAUGCAUUGGAGUACGCCAAGGAAGUCAUGACGACAAACCUCUUCCUGACCACCUCUUCCUCCACCGCUUACCGCAUCUUGACAGGAACUGCUAACAGAGAACGGGAGGUCUACUACCCCCUGAACGAGAUCCUGCCCCUGCCUCUCUUGAGGGACUCCGCCCCCCGACUCUUGGAAGUGUUUAUAAGAAUGACGAUAAAAUCUGAAUUUCUAGAGGAGAUUCAGAAUAAUCCCAAACCCUUCAAAACAUGAUUGAUGUCCUGGUGGAAAUAUCUGCACCGCAGAGAUGAUUUUUCUGGAGACAAUUGGGGUACCUGAAAAAAGUCCAGCCUUGAUUUGCAAUAUGGAAAUGAAGGGAGAUUUCCUAUGAUUUUCUUCAAAAAAGGUUUUUGUAGUUUUGCUGUUUACAAAACCUGUAGGGGUAAGACUUUCAAAACAAUGUUUGGUUUUAGAUACGGUGGAGGGCCUUUAAUGGAAAAUUUUGGGAGACAACUCUUAGCAUAAGGCACCAACUGAAGAAAAUUUGCUUGAUACCGUAGCCCAAGACUGAAACCCAGAUCACAGAAUUUGAAGUUGGGAGAAUAAUGGCCUCUUCAACAGGACUUUUUUAAAGGCGGGUUUGAUUCUGGCAUCACUUUAUUUCAAACACAUCCAAAAUUAAGGAUAAAGACUUCCAUCUCAAACUGAAGCCUCUUAUUACUGCUUCAAGCCCAAAUUUGACAAUCGUGGCCUUGCAAGCAUUUAUAGAACUUCAUUUGUGUUUUUUGAUGGAAUUCAUGAAUAAAGGAAAAAUAUGUACUUGACCGGUCUUAAAUGUGCAUUUAAGACGAACUCUGGAGAAUGCUCGCGACUAAUGCCCGAACCGUUGGGGAGGACAUUAUCAGCAUUUGUUCUCGUGAGUACGCCUGAUGGAUUUCUAAUGAUAUGGUUCUAAAAUUUUCACGAUCACACCGGUCCAUUUUAUGGCAUAUUUCUUUUUGAAAGUUGCCCAAUAGAAUAUCCUUGUAUAUGGAUUUGGUGUACGUUUGGUGCAUGUUGCGUUGCACGCAGACUCAUGACCAGUAGGAAUGGAUCCGGGUACCAGCCUGUGUUUUAUGUAGCAGGCAUUAUCACUUCUCAGCGGACAUUAUCAAAUAUUAAUAAAUGGUCAACUUGCACAUUGUUGAAUAGGGAGAAUGUCUGAGGUAUUAAUGAGUUUAUUUAUAAGUAUGCACAUGUAAGUCAUUGUAACUGUCACAGGGUUUGAUUUGUAUUUGUAUUUGUAAAUAGAGCUGAUACAAAGUUCUCAAAUGUUAAUACAAAGCAUUAACAUGAUAAAUUUGAUAUAUUUGUUGAGAAAAUUUCAAGGGAUUUUUCUAUGUGAAGAUCAUUACCAAAUCUUCAGAGAAAGCUAUUCUCUGCCAUGAUGUGGAGAAAGACGUAAUAUGUCCUUUUGUAACUGAUGUUUGAAUGGUAAUACCCAGGUUAUUUAUCUGUUCCCAGAAAAUGCAAUAAUCACUAAACCUCACACACCAAGAGUGUGCAAAUUUUUAUACUUGUAAGUUUAUGAAGACAUUUGCUAAUUAAACCUAAUUUUUUAAUAAAUGAUGCUUUUUUGAAGAAUUUUUUCAAUGAAAUGAUGUGAUAGGUUGGUUACCUAUUGAUCAAUCAUUUAAUGAUUGAGAGCUCUGUAAAAUCAUGGUCAAUAAAGUUACCAACUUUAAUGGUUUAUUCGCGAAAAGUAAA
This is a messenger RNA of Acanthaster planci (crown-of-thorns starfish), 2591 nucleotides long. RefSeq names its product hydroxysteroid 11-beta-dehydrogenase 1-like protein. The record is from RefSeq and is a predicted model, not a curated record. Gene Ontology annotation, molecular function: oxidoreductase activity. Gene Ontology annotation, cellular component: intracellular membrane-bounded organelle. Lineage: Eukaryota; Metazoa; Echinodermata; Asteroidea; Valvatida; Acanthasteridae.